AUUCUGCUGCACUAGUGCUCAAAAUGAACAAGUCCUUGCUCUUUUGGCUCUCUUUGUGCCCUUGUCUCAUCAUAUGCAGUUUGGUGCUAGAGGUACCAGCUAUAAUUCUCUUUCCAUUCUCUCCAAGGCUCAGUAGAAAGUAUACUGGACUCAUUGUCUCACGUUCGUGGUUUGGAUUGAUGGCAUGUGUAUUAGAUCAAGUUUGUAGAGUCAAGUUUGUAAUAUAUGGCGACUUCAACCGUGUGCCUUCUAAGCAUACGCCCUCAGUUAUAAUAUCCAAUCAUGGGUCCUUGUUUGAUCUCCAUAGCUUUAUCAGGGGCUUCAUUCACAUUGGUAGUACUUAUUUAUCCAUUCCACUUACAACGGAAAGAUUUCGACAUACUCAUGUUUAUGUUGGCUGGCUGAAACAAAUGCACCAUUUUAUUUUCAUUAAACGAGACUGGAAUAAGGAUCUAGUCCACAUUAAUAAAAUGAUACAUUAUCUGCUUGCAACAGGUCCUCCAAUUCACGUGAUUAUUUAUCCCGAGGGUAACGUGCUGACAAAAGCUAGUAAAAAGGCUGAUAUGGAAUAUGCACAAAGCAAAGGUCUGAUACCACAUAAGUAUCUGCUUCAUCCAAGAGUAAAAGGGUUUGCUGCAUGUGUACAAGCUUGUAGGUCUGGACACAAUGGAAAAGCUGAUGUCUAUGAAAUGACAAUUGGCUAUAAAGGAAACCCUGGACAAUGUGCAUAUGCUGGUCCUUUUGGAGGAGUGCAACUUCCAACAGGUGACCUGCCAAAAGAAAUUCAUAUUCACAUGAAGUAUCAUCCAUCAUCAAGUCUGCCUUCAUCAGAUGAAGAGUUAGGUGAAUGGUUAAAGAAGAGAUGGCGUGAAAAAGAUGAACUACUGAAGCAGUUUUAUGAAACCAGUUCUUUCCCUGGCCCAGUUUUGAGAGAGACAUUUAAAUUUAGACAAUGGAUGAAACUAUUAAUAGGAAUUUGGAUAAUGUCAGGUGCAGCUUUUGUCUAUUGCUGGAUACAAGUCCCACUGCUGAUGGCUGUCAUAAUGGGAACAACAGCUCUCAUUCAUUAUAUUGUUGAUAAGUGGUUUGAUGGGUGGGAUAGGCUGGCAUUGAAGAGAUGGGAAGAUUCAAAGGAGCAUGCAAAAUAA
Messenger RNA from Amphimedon queenslandica, 1148 nucleotides. RefSeq names its product lysocardiolipin acyltransferase 1-like. Gene Ontology annotation, molecular function: acyltransferase activity. The transcript has 3 exons. The record is from RefSeq and is a predicted model, not a curated record. Bases 24 to 1148 code for a protein of 374 amino acids. Gene Ontology annotation, biological process: phosphatidylinositol acyl-chain remodeling. Gene Ontology annotation, cellular component: endomembrane system; endoplasmic reticulum. NCBI's taxonomy places the organism in Eukaryota, Metazoa, Porifera, Demospongiae, Haplosclerida, Niphatidae.